AUGUCUUCCCUUCUGCUGAGCGCCGCAAGUGGCGGCAUUUUUGGCGCUGCUCUGACUGCAUCGGGCGUAUACUCCCCGUCCGUUAUCGUCUCACAGCUUCAGCUGGGCAAUUUUCAUAUGCUCAAGAGCUUCCUCGCUGCCAGUGCUUGCAGCGCGUUGAUCGUGGUCGGCGCGAAUCGAGCAAAGUACGCCAAACUCUCGCCCCGAUCCGACUCCUCGUAUGGCUGGUUCAUGAGAUACGAUGCAAACCUCAUUGGUGGGCUCUUACACGGUAUCGGCAUGGCCUUGACGGGUGCUUGCCCCGGGACCGUCCUGGUGCAGCUUGCGAUGGGGGUGAAAUCCGCACCGGCGGUUGCUGCUGGAUGUAUCUUGGGAGCAAUUGCCUUCGUCAAAUCGGCAGCAUAUCUCAAGCGAACGCCACCUGCGAAAACCCAUGCCGGUCCUCCCCAGCAAACCGUGCAGGAGAAGCUGGGCCUGUCCACCAACUCCAUGAUUCUCCUGUACGAGACUCUGUGUCUUGUCAUGAUCGGUGCCGCCACGUUCUUGGCACCCACGCGCGAUCACUGGCUCAACCCGAUCGUGGGCGGGCUUCUUAUCGGUGUGGCGCAAGCAACCUCCGUUCUGUUCACUCGCAAGACCCUCGGUGUUUCAAGCGCCUAUGAAGAUAUCGGGAAAUAUUUCUGGAGCGUCGUGGACGGGACGGCGGGCCCGGGCUUAUCGAAUAUCGUCUUUGCCAGCGGCGUCAUGGGCGGGUCGAAGCUCAUUUCGCAAUUCAUACCAGCGGUGUCCGAGGCAGGAGGCCCAGCGAUCAGUCCCCUCACCGCUGCCGCCGGGGGGUUCACGAUGAUAUUCGGCGCCAGGAUGGCGGGCGGAUGUGCGAGUGGACAUGGGAUCUCCGGGAUGGCCACCAUGGGCUUGAGCAGCUUCAUUACCGUCGCUGGGAUGUUUGGAGGCGGCAUUAUCACGGCUCUCCUGCUACGAUAA
Molecule: messenger RNA, 984 nt
Organism: Cladophialophora immunda
Lineage: Eukaryota; Fungi; Ascomycota; Eurotiomycetes; Chaetothyriales; Herpotrichiellaceae
Exons: 1
Coding region: 1-984 (327 amino acids)
Cellular component (GO): plasma membrane
Source: RefSeq, a predicted model, not a curated record